This is a messenger RNA of Conger conger (European conger), 1059 nucleotides long. Its product is annotated as glyceraldehyde-3-phosphate dehydrogenase-like. Bases 37 to 1038 code for a protein of 333 amino acids. Gene Ontology annotation, molecular function: NADP binding; oxidoreductase activity, acting on the aldehyde or oxo group of donors, NAD or NADP as acceptor; NAD binding. Gene Ontology annotation, biological process: glucose metabolic process. The transcript is spliced from 12 exons. NCBI's taxonomy places the organism in Eukaryota, Metazoa, Chordata, Actinopteri, Anguilliformes, Congridae. The record is from RefSeq and is a predicted model, not a curated record.
CUUCUCACAAACGAGGACCAGAUCCAGUCAGGGAAAAUGGUGAAAUUUGGAAUCAAUGGAUUUGGGCGUAUUGGUCGCCUGGUGACCCGUGCUGCUUUCAUCACAGGAAAAGCCACUGUUGUUGCCAUCAAUGACCCCUUCAUUGAUGUGGAUUACAUGGUGUACAUGUUCAAGUACGAUUCCACUCAUGGACGUUUCCAUGGUGAAGUGAAGGCAGUAGAUGGAAAGCUGGUCAUCAAUGGCCAUGCUAUCACCAUCUUCCAUGAGAGGGACCCUGCUGACAUCAAGUGGAGUGAAGCCGGUGCUGACUACGUUGUGGAGUCCACUGGAGUUUUCACCACCAUCGACAAAGCUUCUGCUCAUCUGAAAGGAGGUGCCAAGAGGGUCAUCAUCUCUGCUCCUAGUGCUGAUGCCCCCAUGUUUGUGGUGGGAGUCAACCACCCGAAAUAUGAUAACUCCAUGAAGGUCGUCAGCAAUGCCUCCUGCACAACAAACUGCCUGGCUCCCCUGGCAAAAGUCAUCCAUGAACACUUUGUCAUUAUUGAGGGACUCAUGAGCACUGUACAUGCUGUCACAGCCACCCAAAAGACAGUGGAUGGGCCCUCUGGCAAGCUGUGGAGAGAUGGACGUGGUGCCAGCCAGAACAUCAUCCCUGCUUCCACUGGUGCAGCCAAGGCUGUGGGCAAGGUCAUCCCUGAACUCAAUGGCAAGUUGACUGGAAUGUCCUUCCGUGUCCCCACCCCCAAUGUAUCAGUUGUUGACCUGACAGUCCGCCUGGAGAAGCCUGCCAAGUAUGACGAGAUCAAGAGAGUGAUUAAGGAGGCAGCUGAGGGACCCAUGAAGGGAAUUCUGGGAUACACAGAGGACGCCGUGGUGUCCACAGACUUCAAUGGCGAGGUCCGCUCCUCAGUCUUUGACGCCGGUGCAGGCAUUGCUCUCAACGAACACUUCGUCAAGCUCGUCUCAUGGUACGACAAUGAGUUCGGGUACAGCUACCGCGUCAUUGACCUGAUGCUCCACAUGGCCUCAAAGGAGUAAAGCUGUCGUUCUUUGUUAGGC